AUGGAGCCGGUGCAUUACCCAGCGGUUGCGACAGCAGCGGAGGAGCUGUCCCCAAUGGCCACUGGAAGCGUUGACGGGCAGAUCUGUGCGGCGGAUGGGGCAGUUGCGGCGGAGGGGGAUGAUGAACCGCAGGCAUCUGAGAAAUCUAUUGGCCAGGUUGAUCCAAAAACACCUGGCUGGACUCGCAGGGUUAGAAUUGGAGCUGCUGCUCCUGGCAGGGCGCCUUGCCCUGGGCGAACCAGUGCCCUUGAGAAGGCAAUUCGGGGGUUUGGUGACAAGCCGGGGAGCAUUGUAAUUGUACCAGCACUGGGCACAAGCUUUGAUGCACUCGGGGAGGCCUAUGAUUUCUACAAUCUCUGCUCGUGGGAGAAGGGAUUUGGUAUAAGAUAUGGGAAGAGUAGGCUGAAUGUGGAGAGAACAAAAUGCAUGCAGGAAAUUGUUUGCGGAUGUGCGGGUAAACCGGGUGUGGAAAACACAAGAUCAUGCCGAUGUGAAUGCCCGACAUUAAUAAGACUGCUUCGCACAAAGGACAAUGGUUGGUACAUAGUUGAGCAUCGUGAAUAG
This is a messenger RNA of Triticum turgidum subsp. durum (durum wheat), 564 nucleotides long. Lineage: Eukaryota; Viridiplantae; Streptophyta; Magnoliopsida; Poales; Poaceae. The record is from the annotation of a GenBank genome assembly.